GAAACCGCGGCAGGCUGCUGUUCCUUCGACUGUCCUCCGCAGACAGGGGACUUUUUUUAAAAAACCAAACAUCUCAUAUCUUCUCGCCAGCCGGACCCGACGCGGAGCUUUUUCUCUCAGAGGCAGCCUGCCAUGAGCAUCACACGGCUGGAGACCUGAGCAGUCGGUCUGGAAGAGGGGAAGAUGCCUCAUGGACCGCUCCAUCACCGCCAGUGCGCCAGUUCAGGGCAUCCCAAACGCCGAAUAACAAAGACAUGCCGAGGUUCAGCGUCAGAUGGAUGGUCGCGGUGCUGCUGAUUCUCGUGGUCGGCGGUGCCUUCUUCUUCUGCGAGUAUCUCAUCUACUUCCCGACCAUCCUCAAGUGCGCCUGGCCGAAGACCGGCCAUGCUCGCGGCGGAGAGGGCAUCGACGGGCAGCCGCUGGACUCCGCGGUCCGCGCCAUGGUGCUGUCGGACACCCACCUCCUCGGAGCCGUCGGGGGACACUGGUUCGACAAGCUGAGGAGGGAAUGGCAGAUGGAGAGAGCUUUCCAAACCGCUCUGUGGCUGCUCAGGCCCGAAAUUGUGUUUAUUCUCGGGGAUAUCUUCGACGAAGGCAAGUGGAGCACGCAAAAGCACUGGGAGGACGACGUGCGCCGCUUCCACAGGAUGUUCAGGCAUUCCACUGACACAGAACUGGUUGUGCUGGUUGGGAACCACGACAUCGGUUUCCAUUAUGAGAUGGACUGGUUCAAGCUGCAGCGCUUCGAGAAGGUUUUCAACGCCUCCUCCACCAGGAUCGUCACCAAGAAGGGAGUCAACUUUCUGCUGGUGAACAGCGUGGCCCUGCACGGUGACGGCUGCCCCAUCUGCCAGUCGGUGGAGAAGGAGCUGAUCAAACUCUCCAGAGACCUCAACUGUUCUCUUCAGAAUUCGCAGGCGAGCAGCGGAGUGACGGACAGCUGUGAGGGCUCGCAGGUCUAUCCUCCCACACCCCCCAUCAUGCUACAGCACUAUCCUCUGUACAGGGUGAGCGACGCCGGCUGCACAGGACAGGACGCCGCGCCGCCUGCAGAGCGACACCUGCUGUUCAGGGAGAAGUAUGACGUGUUGUCUAAGGAGGCCUCACAGAGGCUGCUGCAGUGGUUUAAGCCCCGCCUCAUCCUGAGUGGACACACCCACAGCGGAUGUGAGGUUCUCCAUGACAACAAGUACCCAGAAAUCAGCGUGCCGUCCUUCAGCUGGAGGAACAGGAACAACCCCAGCUUCAUCCUGGCCUCAGUGUCACCUGGCAGCUACGCUCUGUCCAAGUGUUUCCUGCCGGAGGAGAGCACGGUGAUCGGCGUCUACUGCUCGGCCGGCGCCUGCCUGCUGCUGCUCUUCCUGGCUCACUGUCUCUGGAUGAAGGGCCUGCUGCAGUGCCUCAGCCUCUUCCUGCUGGGGAAGCACAAGUCCCUGUGAACUACAUUACCCAGCGUGCCCCUGGACAGCAGAGCGGGUAAAUAAUGCGAUGUGAACCCGAACAGUUUAAAAGAAUCUGCCCGUUCAACCUCGAUUUGUGUGUCACUGUGAAGGACAUGAAAAUACCUUAUAGAUGUCUUUCAAGGACUUACUCACUCCAGAUGAUGAUGAUGAUGAUGAUGAUGAGGUCAUAGCCGGGGAUGACAGUUGCAGAUGUGUGCCAUAAUCAUCACUGGUGUUUUUAGGAGGUUUUUAAACACAGAAAAGUAAAAGUUUUCCUCUUUCUGGCAGAAUCAUUAGAAAGUUCACACACGCGGAGUUCAGUCAGACAAAUCCAACGAGUACAUAUGUAAAUACUAACUGUCCCUGGUCUGAUUUAAGGUGGUAUAGUUUCAAGGUGGUUUAUGUCUCCUCACUCUGAUGUUAGCUGUGAUCUGAUGUAAACACCCACCCCGAUUGUCUCACCAGCUGUUUGUUUCUGUCGUUGGUGUUCAAUGAGCCACUCGUUCCUCGCUGUUUUUAUGAUACAUAUCUGAGUAUAUUUGCCGAUGACUUUCUGUGCCAAAUGUUUGUGAGGGUUUUGCCAAAUUGUUUCAAUUUUAUUCGAAUUUAUGAUGAAUUGUACAUAAUAAAUCAGAAUCUUAAGGUCUGUUUUAGAGCGUAAACUCAAGGUCGAUGUGCACUUUGACUCUGUGUUAUGAAGAACUGUCACUUUAUGGAUGAACUAUUAAAUAUCAGGGAAUGUUUCA
This is a messenger RNA of Acanthopagrus latus (yellowfin seabream), 2188 nucleotides long. RefSeq names its product metallophosphoesterase 1 (gene mppe1). Gene Ontology annotation, biological process: endoplasmic reticulum to Golgi vesicle-mediated transport; GPI anchor biosynthetic process. Lineage: Eukaryota; Metazoa; Chordata; Actinopteri; Spariformes; Sparidae. Gene Ontology annotation, cellular component: endoplasmic reticulum-Golgi intermediate compartment. Gene Ontology annotation, molecular function: phosphoric diester hydrolase activity. The record is from RefSeq and is a predicted model, not a curated record. The coding region runs from base 255 to 1439 and encodes 394 amino acids. The transcript is spliced from 9 exons.